AUGGUAAGGGGCGAGAGUUUCGAUGUCCGCGUCAAUCACCAGUCGUCUCUCCAUCUACAAGUCAAUCACCAGUCGUCUCUCCAUCUACAGGUCAAUCACCAGUCGUCUCUCCAUCUACAAGUCACAUUCCAGUCGUCUCUCCAUCUACAAGUCAAACACCAGUCGUCUCUCCAUCUACAAGUCACAUUCCAGUCGUCUCUCCAUCUACAAGUCAAUCACCAGUCGUCUCUCCAUCUACAAGUCAAUCACCAGUCGUCUCUCCAUCUACAAGUCAAUCACCAGUCGUCUCUCCAUCUACAAGUCAAUCACCAGUCGUCUCUCCAUCUACAGGUCAAUCACCAGUCGUCUCUCCAUCUACAGGUCAAUCACCAGUCGUCUCUCCAUCUACAAGUCAAACACCAGUCGUCUCUCCAUCUACAAGUCAAUCACCAGUCGUCUCUCCAUCUACAAGUCAAACACCAGUCGUCUCUCCAUCUACAAGUCAAACACCAGUCGUCUCUCCAUCUACAAGUCAAUCACCAGUCGUCUCUCCAUCUACAGGUCAAUCACCAGUCCUCUCCUCCACAGUGCUCCCUGAAGAGAAUGAAAGUGACUUCAGUGAAGAGGAGACAUUUGAUGAUGUAUAUGAUCCAGAAUACGUUCCAGGCUCAGAAAGUGAAACAGAAGAUGAGGAACAAAUAAACAGCUUGGCGAACUCAACAUUCCAGGUUGCUGGAGAAUCACUAAUGGAUACCUCUAUGACCUGUAAUGUCACAGAUGACACCGUUGACACUGGACAAUCUUGCACCAACACAGUACCUUCAACCAGUGUUGUAAGAGCAGGACAAAAUUUCUGCUUCAUUUGCAAGGAUUUUCAUUUCAAAAUAGCGCGGCAUUUCAAAACUCACAUAAAAGAGAAUUCGCCGACACGCGCUUCACACCUCGAGCGGGUACGCGCUACACACAGCGGAAAAGUUGAGAGAAAGGAAAAAGAGACCGUGCUGUGGCAUCCAUGUGUGCGUGCGUCCAUGAGAACUGUAACUCGUAUAACUUCUGUUGUCCGUUAAUUGUAGCAUUGACCAGCAUGAAAUCGGCAUAUGUCAGACUGACCUGCUGGUCGCCAGUCAUGGCCGAGCACGGGAAAACCGGCCAAAUCUGGUCGCCGCCGGUCUAUCGGUGCAUCUCUAAAAACUAUUUAUAAAGACUGCCAACAUAACACAACAUAUCAACUAGCUUCGCUACCUUCUUUGUUGCUCUGCCUGGUUGUAGCGCUAUCCUAUUAUGUGCAGAGGGAAUUUGAAAGACAACCGUUUAUCCCGCCCCCUCGGAUUGAGCCCAGCCAAUCUUGAGUUCCAAGACCCAACAUCUUGAUGUGGGUCUGGCUUGUCAGGCUAGCCAAAUGGCCUUUAAUAAUGUGAGACUUUAAAUGUCUCAGCACAGCAUUAUCCUCUGCUUUGGUCUAUGGUCUUCGUGUUUUUCCUUUUGCGUACUGAAAACAAACAAGAUGACAUACUGUAAUUGUUUGUUAGUAUGGCUGAGUACAUCUUUCAGCCAGAUAUAAACAAUGACUAACCAUGACAAUUAAUGGGAGUGUUGCUGUGCUAGCUGUUUACUAAUUGUAAUAAAUUAUGAUGUAUUUCCUGUAUGCGUACGUCUGUAAUCCGUAAAACUGUUUCCACUGCAAAAGGUUGCAUAUUUCGAUUAUCAUUGUUGACUUUUCCACCUACUCCCACCGUAAAAACUUUCUAGCGAUAUUUCAAGUUUUUUUUUCAAAUUUCCAGCGUUUCCAUUCAGAUUUUUUUCAUGUGCAAAUUGAACAAACAAACCCCACUUCUCUCUCUUUUUUUUGUCUCUGUUUGUCUCUCUGUCCUUGCAUGUUGAUCUGAUGAUGACCUUUCUCUAUAGGCCUAGAAACUACCGAAGGUUACGCACUGGAUAUUAUAAACAUGAUGUGUAUUAAAAUUCAACUUGAUCAUACCAUUAUGUACAGGAAACAGUCCGUCUAAGUGUCCAUGUCUGAAAAAUGUGCAACAGGAGAGCAUAGUAGAUGCAUUUUAUUACAUAGUAUCUGUUGUUCAAUUUUGGAAUGCAAUAUAUUGAACAUUAUUUACAGUUGGUUAUUUUUACUGUAAAUAUGUUCCGACAUUAUUGAGUACAGCACUCUUUCAUUUCCUCAUUCAGUCAUUCAUUCAGUCUGUAUCAGGUGCAUUUUAGACCAGUUUAUCGGCAUGAAUAAAAUAACAGGGUUGCUUUAUGAACUAUGUUAGGCAGACAAUAAAACUUUUUUU
Molecule: messenger RNA, 2267 nt
Organism: Perca fluviatilis (European perch)
Lineage: Eukaryota; Metazoa; Chordata; Actinopteri; Perciformes; Percidae
Product: signal transducer and activator of transcription C-like
Exons: 7
Coding region: 1-681 (226 amino acids)
Source: RefSeq, a predicted model, not a curated record